Molecule: messenger RNA, 2544 nt
Organism: Auxenochlorella protothecoides
Lineage: Eukaryota; Viridiplantae; Chlorophyta; Trebouxiophyceae; Chlorellales; Chlorellaceae
Product: Transmembrane and TPR repeat-containing protein
Exons: 13
Coding region: 1-2544 (847 amino acids)
Biological process (GO): endoplasmic reticulum unfolded protein response; protein O-linked glycosylation via mannose
Cellular component (GO): endoplasmic reticulum
Molecular function (GO): protein binding; mannosyltransferase activity
Source: RefSeq, a predicted model, not a curated record
AUGCGUGCCGGCCUCGUCCCCAGCCUCGUGGUGCCUCUGACUCUGGCAAUCGCGGCCGGCCUGCUGUAUGCCAACACCCUGCAGUUUGGAUUCGUGUAUGACGAUGACUUUGCGGUGGACUUGCGGUCGUCUACGAGUCACAAGUCGUACCGCCCCGUCACCACCCUCUUCUUCCGGGUCCUGAAUAUCCUCGGGGGCGAGUGGCUGCCCUGGGAGACUGAAGAGGACGACCCAGGCACUGGGCCCGACCCACGACCCUUCCACGCUGCAAACGCGGCACUGCAUGGGGUGCUCACCGCCCAAGUCUACUGGUGCUUCGGUGCGAUCGCUUGCCUGGAGCUGCUGCUCCCUCCACGCUCCCCUUCGGACCCCCGAAUGCACAGGGGUGCCCUCCUGGGAGUCCUUGCCCUCGCCGUGGCCGCCUACGUUGGGCUGAGGGCAGCCCUGGCAGGUGACCACCUGGUCCGCAACUACCGCAUUGUGGAGAACCCCAUCCCCUUCAUCCCCAGUCGCCUGGCAAGGGUCCUGACCACGCUGUACCUGCACGCCCUCUAUGCUCGCCAGCUCAUACUGCCUGUCCAGAUGUCGGCGGACUGGUCCUUCUCCUGCGUCGCCAUCGUGAAGUCAAUGUGGGACCCGCGCAACGCCCUCUCCCUCCUCCUCUACGCCUGGCUCCUGGCCACCGCCCUGGCCGCCAAACCAUGGAGCCUCAUGUCGGACUGGAGGCGGGUGCUGGCGAGCGGCACAGGGGCGCGGCUCCCCGCGACACCCAGCAGCACUUCAACCGCCGAGGAGGCAGGCGUGGACGCCAAGAUCCAGCUGAUCGUGGCGCCGGGCGCGGCCCCCGGCUCGGCCCUGUACACAGCGCGCUGGCGCCUGUUUGUGACGGCCGGGCUGAUCGUGGGGCCCAUGCUGCCAGCCGCAAACCUGUUCUUCUACGUCGGCACCUUCCUCGCGGAGCGGCUCCUCCUCAUGCCCUCAGGCAAGGCCAGGUGGCAAGGGGGGGAGGGUCAACCAGACUGUAUGCCAUGGAGCACCCUGCAGCUAUUGAGGACGGGCCUUGACCAAUCCAUCACCCCAGUACUUGCAGUGGGCCUGGCCUUCCUCGUCGCUGAGCAGCUAACGGCCGGGCUCUCUGGGCCGCGGUCCACCCGCGUCCGCAGGGCCUUCUCAGCCCUCAUUCUGGCCUCCCUCCUGGCCCUGGGCGGGCGAAGGACCCUGCAGCGCAAUCGCGACUGGGAGUCAGACGCCUCCCUCUUCGGCUCGGCGCUUAAGGUCUGCCCCAACAGUGCCAAGGUCCUCCUGAACACGGCCAUCCUUUCCCGCCGCUCCGAGGCCUGGGACGUCUCCCUGGUGCUCCUGGACCGGGCACUGGAUGUGGUGCCGCAGUACUGCGACCCUCACUACCACCGCGGCAUCGCGCUGAUGGGGAAGAUGCAGAUGAGCGAGGGCAUCCAGGAGCUCACCGCCGCGCUGUCCUGCCCCGACACCGCCGUCGACGCCCUCAGCGACCUCAACAAGGUGUACGUGAACUGGAUGGACGAGUCGCUGACUCAGCGCGACUGGGUGCAGUCCAUGGACCAGUGGGCCCAGGUCCUGGUCCAUCCCGAGGUCCAGCGCAUUGAGGAGGCAAGUCUGCGGGUGGUUGCGGCGGUGGCGUGGGAGUCGGCCGCCUUGACCCUGGUGGCCACCAACCAGCUGGACGAGAGUGGGAAGCGCGCCGAGCGUCUGAUCAUGAAGGCCAUGAUGAAGCUGGACCAACUGGAGGCGGUGUCUGCCGCGCCCGACGAGACCCACCGCAUCCGCCAGCCCGCCUCAGAGGAGGGGCUGGAGAGGCUGGUGGAGUGCAUGGGCACUCGCUUCCCAGUCAUGGAGGCCAUCGCCGCAGAGGGGGGCAAUCUCACCUCCCCCACCGUCAAGGCGGCCAUGUACAAGUACCUCGACAAGGCCGCGCCGCUGCAGUGCCACUUCCCCCUCAAGAAGGUGUUUGGGGAGCCCUUUGCCUCCAAUGUACAGCCAUUCCACGCCAAGCUGCUCAACGCCGUGCAGAAGGUGGACGCCCACGACCCCUGGCUCCAGGCGGCCUGGGCGCAGGCCCUGGAGGCCCAGGACCGAGGAAAAGAGGGCGUGGCGCACGCGCGCGCGGCGCUCAUCAUCUUCCAGGACGCCGCCGCGCGGCUGCUGGCGGGGGAGGGGGCGGCGGCCGACGCCGACGCUGAGGGCGAGGCCGGCCCCCUGCCCCUGGGCAGGGACGGGGGCUCCCUGGAGCCCGCCGCCGCGCUCUCCGCCAUGACCUCCGCGCUGUCAGACAUGACCGCCCUCAUGAUCCGCGCCGGGUACAGCCGCAAGACGCUGUGCGACCUGCAGCAGCAUGCCGAGGCCACGCUGGGCGUGCUGCGCACGCUGACCGAGGGGCGGGACGACCACCUGGCCCUGCUGGAGGCCAAGUCCAUCGAGGUCUGGCGCGCCGCCGAGGCCCUGGGCUGCAAGCCAAGCGCCGAUGCAGCGAGCGCGGCGACCGCUGCUGCGCACGACGAGCUCUGA